GUACAUGUGCCGCUGCUUCCGGCUCGAAGCCGCGCGUGUAGUGCAGCGGUGUCUCCGUUUGGUCCGGUCCCGGCGGCAUCAUGGUGAAGCCACGCUAUAAAGGCCGCAGCACCAUCAACCCGUCCCGCGCCAGCACCAAUCCCGAUCGCGUGGCUGGCGCGGGCGGGAACAACAUGCGGGACCGAGCCACCAUCCGCCGUCUCAACAUGUACCGGCAGAAGGAGCGGAGAAACAAGCGUGGCAAAGUGAUUAAACCUCUGCAGUAUCAGUCGACAGUGGCACCAGGCACAGUUGCAAGAGUGGAACCAAAUAUUAAAUGGUUUGGGAAUACUCGUGUGAUCAAGCAGUCAUCCCUACAAAAAUUUCAAGAAGAAAUGGAAACUGUCAUGAAAGAUCCAUACAGAGUGGUCAUGAAGCAAAGCAAGUUACCAAUGUCCCUUUUCCACGAUCGGAUUAAACCUCACACCUCCAGAGUUCACAUUCUUGACACAGAAACAUUUGAAACAACGUUUGGCCCCAAAGCACAGAGGAAAAGGCCAAACCUUGCUGCAAGUGAUGUGCAGUCUCUGCUGGAGAACGCAGAAGCCUCAUCAGAAUGUUAUGAUCAGGGCAAAGACAGAGACCUGGUCACAGAAGACACUGGUGUAAGGGAUGAAGCACAAGAGGAAAUAUUUAAGAAAGGACAGUCAAAAAGAAUUUGGGGUGAGCUGUACAAGGUGAUAGACUCAUCUGAUGUUGUUGUUCAAGUUCUUGAUGCCAGAGAUCCUAUGGGCACUCGCUCCCCUCAUGUGGAAUCUUAUCUGAAAAAGGAGAAACACUGGAAACAUCUCAUUUUUGUCCUGAACAAAUGUGAUCUUGUUCCUACCUGGGCUACUAAGCGCUGGGUUGCUGUCCUUUCCCAGGAAUACCCAACACUUGCUUUUCACGCCAGCCUCACAAACCCUUUUGGCAAAGGUGCUUUCAUACAGCUUCUAAGGCAGUUUGGAAAGUUACACUCUGACAAGAAACAGAUCAGUGUGGGAUUUAUUGGGUACCCAAACGUUGGCAAAAGCUCAGUGAUCAACACGUUGCGGUCUAAGAAGGUCUGCAAUGUGGCUCCCAUUGCAGGUGAAACCAAGGUGUGGCAGUACAUUACUUUGAUGAGGAGGAUUUUUCUCAUUGACUGCCCAGGGGUUGUGUAUCCAUCUGGAGACUCAGAAACAGACAUUGUUCUGAAGGGAGUGGUUCAAGUUGAAAAGAUUAAGAGCCCUGAAGACCACAUCAGUGCGGUGCUAGAAAGAGCCAAACCAGAGUACAUCAGGAAGACAUACAAAAUUGAUUUCUGGGAAGAUACAGAAGAUUUCCUGGAGAAGCUUGCUUCUAGGACUGGAAAACUACUAAAGGGUGGUGAGCCUGAUGUGCAGACUGUCAGCAAGAUGGUUCUCAACGACUGGCAGAGGGGCAGAAUUCCAUUCUUUGUGAAGCCACCAAAUGCAGAAGCAGGUUCUGAGCCACCUGCAUUGGAAGGAGCAAUGACAUCAGGCCAAUCUAACAACGAGAAGGAAAUUUCUGAGUCUGUAGCAUCAAGUAUGGAGGCAACAGAAGAGAAGAACAACACAGACACAGAAAUGAAGCAACUCAUGGCAAACGUUCGGCAAAACUUUGGGAGGAUUAACGUAGCACCUCAGUUCUCAGAAGAAGACCUAAUUCCUGUAGAUGUGCCAGGCUUUGAUGAAACAGACAGCGAUUGUCCUGAAGAGGAGGAACAGGAAGAAGAGGAAGAGGAAAAUGAGCAACAUCAAGAUUCAGUAGAGGCAGAAUCACAGCCAACUGUACCGAGUGCCAAGGAAAGCUCGAAGGCAGUUCUUCAGGCUUUGGAGGAGAAGAUUGCAAAAUGCAAAAAAUUUCUGGAUAAGGCCAAAGCCAAGAGAUUCUCAGCAAUAAGAAUCCCCAAGCAGCUGAGUGAAAAAGUGUUUGCAAAAUCCAUGCAGAAGGCUGAAGAGACCAAAGAAAAUGAAGAGAAAGGUGGCACAGUAAAGAAAAGAAAAAGGAAUAGAGAAGAGGAGGAUGAUGAAGACCACUUGGGUAAACAGCCUUGCAAGAAGCUGACAUCCAAAGAAGAGUAACAUCUCGUUCUUUUUCUGCAUCAUCUGAAAGUUCUUUAUGCAACUGGAUCGUGGUAUUUCCACAUCAUCUAAGGCCAGUAAACACUGCAUUUGCAAAAAACACUUCCUGAAAUGUUCUUCAGAUUUGGUCUGCUGGAAAUCAGCUUUAUGGAGCUGUUUCAGUGAGCACAGCGAGCUUCUCUUCCUGUUCCUGUUUGCUGAUUAUAACUAGCUGGUUAUGCAGAUAUCAGCUGAAACUGUCGUUUGCAUUCACUGAGAAGUGCUGCUUGGAUACAUCUUUGUUUCAUUAGAAAUAAGCACAGGGAGAGCUUUGGUAUUGCUCAUCAUAGGUGACUGCUGCUGGUUGCUGAGAAGGAUUUUGGUACAUAGAUAACACUGACUUGCACGUGCUCAGGAAGUAUUCUCUAACUGCCUUGUGUCCAAGAGCUACCUAAAACCUAACAGUGAAUGUGACACACGUGAGUGUAAACACCUCAUAAACUGCCUCUGAAUGAAUUUUGUACAUUUCCAGAGUAAAAAUUUUAGAGAUGCUUGCCUGGAAAAGCAUUUAUUAGUUUAUUGCUUUGAAGAUCAUCCAGCAUAUUGCCAACUAGCAAGACCCAGCCAUGUUCACAUAUCGAGGAGCUGAAUGCUGUGAUGGCACAGGAAGAAGGCACAGUUGUUACUGAGGUUUUAAAUUUCAAUUCUUAACGAGAAAAAGGGAGAAAUAAUGCAAUUAGACUGCUUUCAGUUACCGGUAAGUGAAAGUUCAGUAUUGUUUUAUGAAGACAAAUCUCUGUCAUUAAUUGCAAACUUUGUGCUCUGACAGCUCUUCUGGCCUGGAGGCCAACAAAAAAUUUACUUAUUUGGUGCAAUGAUGCUUUCAAGUUGAGCCUGAAAAGCAAAUGGGAGAAUCAGUCAAAUUAGAUUUAAUCUAGAAAAUAAAAACUGUGUGGCUGAGCAGUGAUAAAUUGUCUGUUAGAUAUUCAAAGAGAAGAGCUGAGUGAUGCUGUGGUACUUCAAGAGGAACAGAGCAGGGGUUUUUCCCUAGCUACUCCAUUCCUCACUACAUGUUUUAUAAAUUAGCUUUUCAUUCUUGGCAUACACACUUGUUGCUUUCUGAGAAGAAAAGAGCUGGCCUUGGCUCCAUACAAUGAAAGACUCAUUUUAUAAUGUAAAGCACUGAGGAGGAAAUUAAAUAAAAGCUGUUGAAACAGUGGUCUGAAUUCUCUGAUUUCAGGCUGGACUAUGUUAGCUAAAUUAAAUAUUUGGCUCUCUGGGGUUUGGAACACAAACUGACUCGAGGACAGAAGUAGCUGGGAACAGCAAGUUUUUCAGUUCCUGAGACAACUUGACGCCCAGUGAAGAGAUUGAUCAGAGAGCUUAAGAAGCAUGCAGUGUGUGAGGCUUCCAGGGCUUUCAGAUUGCUCUCUUCCUAAAGCUGCCAUAAAAAUAAACUACCACAGUGAUACACGCACAGCUGUUAAAAUACUUCAAGGAGGAAACACGGCUUCAGCCCUGCACAUAUUUGCUCCAACAGUUACUGUAUUUUGUGCCCUAAAACACUUCAAGAUGGCCUGAGGCUGUUAAUGGUUUAGAAAGGAAAAACUGUAACAAUACUGAAGAUCAGGAGGGCAGCUUGGUGUAAAGGAAGUAUUUCAGCUCUAGCCAGAAACAUUUAUGGUUAUGAUUACACUUUUUUUUUCCCUUCUGAAAGCAAAGUAAUUGACAGAAGCUCUGCUUUCAUUAAAGUAGCAUAUACAGAAUUACUCCUUUCAGAUACAAAACAAUUUCAGUAAUCCAGUCGAGAUCACCAUGGGACAUAAAGUGUUUUCCACGAGCAACAAGUGAAUAGGAAGAAUGCUUCUACCUCCAUCACAGUAAUUACACUUCAAAUGUGAUGUAACAGAUUUCUGGAGGCUAGAGAUGUCAGUGACGUGUGCUCACCCUUCCUAGGUUUUGUGUUGUCUAUAGUUCUAUUAUCUUACAUAGAAAUGGGAAGCUGCAGGAACGUGUGAGGGCAUUCUCACUGUACUACAAGUCUGCUGCUAAAUAAUUGUAGUAAGAAAGCAUAAAACUUGUGCUCUUUUCCCCACUUCAUUGAGAACUUAAAGCAUUAAUACAAAUGCAUCAUAAAUGGAACUCCUAUUGAACUGAAAGGAUAAAAUUAGUUCCUUUUACAUCUUUAAUUGCAAAAUGCUUGGCUUUAC
Messenger RNA from Lagopus muta (rock ptarmigan), 4294 nucleotides. RefSeq names its product G protein nucleolar 2 (gene GNL2). Lineage: Eukaryota; Metazoa; Chordata; Aves; Galliformes; Phasianidae. The transcript is spliced from 16 exons. Gene Ontology annotation, cellular component: nucleolus. The coding region runs from base 81 to 2105 and encodes 674 amino acids. Gene Ontology annotation, molecular function: GTP binding. The record is from RefSeq and is a predicted model, not a curated record.